Arabidopsis lyrata subsp. lyrata is the source of this 888-nucleotide messenger RNA. RefSeq names its product mitochondrial import inner membrane translocase subunit PAM16 like 2. NCBI's taxonomy places the organism in Eukaryota, Viridiplantae, Streptophyta, Magnoliopsida, Brassicales, Brassicaceae. The record is from RefSeq and is a predicted model, not a curated record. The transcript has 4 exons. Gene Ontology annotation, biological process: protein import into mitochondrial matrix. The coding region runs from base 198 to 548 and encodes 116 amino acids. Gene Ontology annotation, cellular component: TIM23 mitochondrial import inner membrane translocase complex.
UGUUUCGUGUUGGUCAUCGGUCUUCCGUGUUUCUCCCAAACUUGUUAUUACACGAACAACACAAGUGACAGAACCCUAGAUUCUUCUAUUGCCUUCCUUCAAGUUUUUAUUUCUCUCCCACCCUCGAAAACGAGUCCGAACAACGUUGAAGAGAUUACCAUCUUAUCGAGAUUUAAUCGAUCAAGCAAUCGGCUGCCAUGGCGGGGAGAUUACUUGCAAAUUUGAUUGUGAUGGGUUCUGGGAUCAUUGGUCGUGCCGUCUUUCAAGCCUAUCGUCAAGCACUUGCUAAUGCGUCUAAAUCUGGUGUUGCGCAGGAAGCAAUGCAAAAUGGAGUACGUAAAGCUGGGAAAGCCAUCACUGAGCAAGAGGCUAGGCAGAUUCUUGGUGUAACCGAGAAGACCUCUUGGGAAGAGAUAUUGCAGAAAUAUGACAAACUGUUUGAGAAUAAUGCCAAAGCUGGGAGCUUUUACCUUCAAUCUAAAGUUCAUCGAGCCAAAGAAUGUCUAGAAGUUGUGUACAGAAGCCAAGGCAACGGUACACCUAGUUAAGACCUUAAUCGUUAUUUUUCUUACAGAUUCAAAAUUCUUGCUCUUAAUGUAAAAUCAAGACGGUUUCAUGGUUCUUUGAGAUAAUGUGGAACUUAUAAAACGGCCAUAGUUUUCUUCACCCAUUAAUUAGUAAUAAUAACUAAGACAGGUUUGCUCUGGUCAAUUGAUCAUUGUCAAAGAACCUCUUAAACUAGAAAGGAUUGUUCUGUGUGUAUGCGGUAUCCUUCUCUCCUGAGAGGACUCUUUUAAAGGUCUCCUUCCUGUUUUUGAUUCAGAUUCAAACUGAUUAUCUGCACUCUGUAAUGUAUAAUAUGUAAUAAAAAAAUACAUCAUUAUUUGA